Molecule: messenger RNA, 2065 nt
Organism: Rotaria socialis
Lineage: Eukaryota; Metazoa; Rotifera; Eurotatoria; Philodinida; Philodinidae
Source: the annotation of a GenBank genome assembly
AUGAAGUCAUGUUGGAGUUUCCUCGAACGAAAGACAAAUCUCAAACGCGAAAAUAUUGCUUUAGGUAUGCUCGGUUUCCUUGUAAUUUAUUUGGCUUUCGGUUGGGGCAAUGAUUUUGUCUGCGAUCUCAUUGGAUUCCUCUAUCCUGUAUACGCGUCAAUGCUGGUCAUUGAGAUGCCGGAGACAUUUAGCAAGGCUAAAUGGUCGAUAUACUGGAUUAUUUAUGCAUCAUUGGGCUUGGCUGAAUAUUUCAGAUAUGCCUUUACGCGCUCAUUACCGUUAUAUUGGCUAGGUCUCUACGUUUGUUGCCAUCCGCAUCCAACGACAACAGCAACAGUGAAAGGACGGGUAAGUUCCGACAGGAUUGCCUUUCUCUGUACACUUUCAAUUAUACAUUGCACCUGCAUUUCAUUAUUUUUUGCUCUUUUGAAUUGGUAAUUCAGAAUCAUCCAGAUGCGUGAGCAACAAAAACUUUCAUUAGAAAGUAGAAGCAAUAUAUUAUAUUCUUUGUUGCAGCUUGUCCCAGAUAAAAUAAGAUGAUACUCAUUUAUGAAUUGUUGGUGCGGUCUACUGUUCUCUCCAUCUUAUAGGCACACGUGAUCAGGAGAUUUUUGUCAUCGCUCAGCCUUAAGCAAGGAAAAAAGAACUCAGUCAGAUUGCGUGAAAAAUGCUUCUGAAUAUCCAAUAAAUUUAUUAGUGAACUGAGCAGCCCGUUUCGCAACAUACCCAGCUGGACUAGGAAUCAAUUUCAACCGAUACUCGGUCGCUCAAUGAGUUUGUUAGAUAUUUAGUAGCGUUUUCACUCGCUUCUAAGCCAUCGCUAUCGCUAUGUGAAUUAAUUUGCACAGAUUGCGUACGCGACGAUGGUUUAUAAAAAUCUUGCUUCGUCUCAAAGAGGCAUGCAGAUAGCCGAACAGUGUCAGCUCUCGAAACACAUGUACACAUCUGUAUCAGCUAGUGCAACACGAAUAUUAUAUGACAAUGUGAUUUCAGUAUGGUACUUUCGCAGAAAAUACUCUCUAGAUGUCCAAUAUAAGAUACAGCUAUCAUUCUCAAUCGACGGUAGACAGAAAUAAUUAGAGACUCAUCUCAAAAGUGAAAAAAGGAUGCGGGUAUGACUCUGCAUUGAUAGAGACAAAACUGAUACAAACACUCUGAAAUUUUCAACUAUGUUAAAUAUCUUGGCAUGAUUUUUAUUGCUGCAUAUAUUAUCACGAAUACUGCCACUGGCGUUCAACACUGACUCAGAGAUCUUGGUUGCACUAGAACUAGAAAAAAAUGGAUAAGCCAUCAAGCGUAUGACUUCUUUUCCAUUACACGAGUCAUGCGAAUUUCAUAUUUGAUUUUUAUCCAACCGCCUUUUUGACAAUCAGUAAACAUAAUGGCAAACAUAGAAACUUCAGAUUGAACGUGAAGCACACUUAAAAACAAAUAAGUAUAUUAAUGGAUCUGCAUUCACGAGAGGAAACCUCGAUGAUUCUUGCUGGUCUGCCGAACCAUAAAAAGUUCAGCAGGGAGUGCAUGACAAAUCUUAGUGAUAAUAUCAUUGGGAUUUUUCAAAAAAGAACUGUCACGUGUCCAUAUAGAGAUAGGUAGAUAGAUAAAUAGAUAAAUAGGUAGAUAGUAGGGUCACGGUCACGAUCGCGCUAGACCAGUGACUAAGAUUUUUAGUCGCGGUGUCGGAGUUUCUUUAAACUAGUCGCGGCCAGGCGUGGCCGUGAUCACAACCGUGACCAUGAUCAUCACCGUGACCGUAAUCAUUACCGUGACCCUACUAUCUACGCAUUUACCUAUUUAUUCAUCUAUCUAAUUACCCAUUUAUCUAUUUAUCUAUCUAUCUACCUAUCUAUCUAUCUAUCCAUCUAUCCAUCUAUAUGUGUUUAGGUGACACUUUUAUUUUUGGAAAAUCCCAAUGAUAUUAUCACUGAGAUAUGUCAUGUAUUGUCAGCAGGUCACCAUCGAAUUUUUCAGGUUCGGUAAUUUGUACGAAAUUUCAAAGGUUCGUUCUCUACAUACAGGUUCAAUAGUAAAAUUAUGUUGUAAAAUGCACACGAUCUUUCACACC